AUGUCGCUCGAAAACUACACUAUCACCAUUCUUGGUUGUGGAACCAUUGGUACUGCAAUGCUAUCUGCAAUGUUGAAAACCAAGUUCGAGCCAUAUCCUUCCAGAAUCGUUUGUUGCACAAACUCUGAAAAAUCAGCUUUGAAAUUAAAGGAAACCUAUGGCGAGCAAAUCGAAACUUCGUUCGGACCAGCCAAUAACGCCAAGGCGGUUGGCGAAGCAAACAUCCUCAUACUCGGUUGCAAGCCUUUCCUCUGUGAGCAAAUCUACAACCAGGUCUCGAGCAAAUUGACCGGCGACCAGAUCGUUAUCUCUCUGCUUGCAGGAUGGUCUAUUGAACAAUUGAGCGGAUGGUCCUCCAACGCCCGCAAAAUCGCCCGUGUCAUGACAAACACCCCUGCCAAGUUCGGUGCUGGUAUCGCUGUGGUCUCUUUCUCCGAGGAGUGUCAAGAACACGAGGACCUCGUGAUGAACUUGGUUGGUGGUGUUGGAACCGCCAUCAAGUUGCCUGAAAGAAACCAGGACGCUGCCACCGCCUUGGUUGGUUCCGGUGUUGCUUUCUCCCUGCUGUUCAUGGAGGCUCUUGCCGAGGGAGGUAUUAGAAUGGGUAUUCCUUCUGCUGUUGCUUUGGAGUGUGCUGCCAAGGUGAUGGAAGGCACUGCCAAGAUGGUUUCCGAGACAGGUCAGCACCCAGGUGCAUUGAAGCUGGCCACUUGCACUCCGGGUGGAACCACGAUCGGUGGAUUGCUGGUGAUGGAGGACAAGAACGUCAGAAGCGGAGUGAGUCGUGCUGUUGAGGAAGCUACCAACAUUGCUGCUCGUCUCGGUAAGAAAUGA
Messenger RNA from Ogataea philodendri, 834 nucleotides. RefSeq lists its product as uncharacterized. Gene Ontology annotation, biological process: L-proline biosynthetic process. Gene Ontology annotation, molecular function: pyrroline-5-carboxylate reductase activity. The transcript has a single exon. Lineage: Eukaryota; Fungi; Ascomycota; Pichiomycetes; Pichiales; Pichiaceae. The record is from RefSeq and is a predicted model, not a curated record. Bases 1 to 834 code for a protein of 277 amino acids.